AUGGUGACCACGUUUGGUAACUACGGGGAGAGUGGGAUGGAGGCCUUCAAGGAUAUGGCUGCCAAGGAGGGCAUCUGCAUCGCCCACUCUGGUAAGAUCUGGAGCAACGCGGGGGAGAAGAGUUUUGAUAGGCUGCUGGAGCGUCUCAGAACCCACCUGCCCAAAGCCAGGGUGGUAGCCUGCUUCUGUGAGGGCAUGACAGUCAGGAACAUCCUCAUGGCCAUGAGACGGCAGGGACUGGUGGGGGAGCUCCUACUGGUCGGCAGUGAUGGCUGGGCGGACCGGUACGAUGUGACAGAUGGGUACGUGCGCGAGGCGGCGGGCGGAAUCACCAUCAAGCUGCAGUCAGCUGACGUGAAGUGGUUUGAUGAGUACUACCUGAAGCUGCGGCCAGACAACAACCUGAGAAACCCCUGGUUCCCUGAGUUCUGGCAACAUCGCUUCCACUGUAAGCUGAAGGGACACCCACAGGAGAGCCUCAAGUACAACCGCACCUGCAGCAAGCGGGAGUCAUUGCGACAGCAGUAUGCCCAGGACACUAAGAUGGGCUUUGUGAUCAAUGCCAUCUACUCCAUGGCCUAUGGGCUCCAUAACAUGCAGCGCUCACUCUGCCCAGGGUACCAGGGGCUGUGUGAUGCCAUGCGACCUAUAGAUGGUUCCACACUGCUGGACUUCCUGAUGAAGACCAACUUCACAGGCGUGUCUGGAGAGGGCAUCCUGUUUGACGAGAACGGAGACUCGCCUGGCCGAUAUGAGAUCAUGAACUUUAAGAAGAUGGGACAGGACUACUAUGACUAUAUUAACGUAGGGAGCUGGGACAACAGUGGGCUGAAGAUCGAUGAUGAUGAAAUCUGGGCCAGCAAGGACACCAUCAUCAAAUCAGUCUGCAGCGAACCCUGUGACAAGGGACAGAUAAAGGUGAUCCGUAAAGGAGAGGUGAGCUGCUGCUGGACCUGCACUCCCUGUAAGGAGAAUGAGUUUGUGUUUGAUGAGUACACCUGCCGAGCCUGUGACCUGGGCUCCUGGCCCACCUUCCACCUCACAGGCUGUGACCCUAUCCCAGUGGAGUACCUGCGUUGGGGGGACCCAGAGCCCAUUGCUGCUGUGGCAUUUGCUUGUUUGGGACUCUGUGCCACAUUCUUCGUCACCUCCGUCUUCAUCAGGUUCCGGGACACUCCGGUGGUGAAGUCGUCCAGCAGAGAGCUUUGUUACAUCAUCCUGGCUGGGAUCUGUCUGGGUUAUCUGUGUACCUUCAGUCUCAUCGCCAAGCCCCACGCUGCACACUGCUACCUACAGAGACUGGGCAUAGGCCUGUCCCCUGCCAUGAGCUACUCUGCCCUGGUCACCAAGACUAACCGUAUAGCCCGUAUCCUGGCUGGCAGUAAGAAGAAGAUCUGUACUAGGAAGCCCAGGUUCAUGUCUGCAUGCGCCCAGCUCAUCAUCGCCUCUCUACUCAUCCUGCUGCAGCUGGGCAUCAUAGUGGCUCUCUUCCUCAUGGAGCCCCCACAGGUGAUCCACGACUAUCCCAGCAUCCGGCAGGUCAAUCGCAUCUGUUACACCACCAACCUGGGCGUGGUGGCGCCGCUGGGCUACAACGGCCUGCUGAUCCUGAGCUGCACCUUCUACGCCUUCAAGACGCGCAACGUCCCGGCCAACUUCAACGAGGCCAAGUACAUCGCCUUCACCAUGUACACCACCUGUAUCAUCUGGCUGGCCUUCGUGCCCAUCUACUUCGGUUCCAACUACAAGAUCAUCACCAUGUGCUUCAGCGUCAGCCUCAGUGCCACUGUGGCGCUCUGCUGCCUGUUCGUACCCAAGGUGUAUAUCAUCCUGGCCAAGCCAGAGCGUAACGUACGCAGUGCUUUCACUACGAGCACGGUAGUACGCAUGCACGUGGGUGAUGGGAAGUCCUCCUCGGCCGCCAGCCGCUCCUCCAGCCUGGUCAAUCUCUGGAGGCGACGCUGCUCCGCUGGAGAGACACUCAGUUCCAAUGGGAAGUCAGUAUCCUGGGCCCAGACGGAGCGGGGUUCCCGUGGAAACCACCUGUGGCAGCGCCUGUCGUUCCACAUCAAGAGGAAGGAGAACAAUCAGACAGCUGUCAUUAAGCCCUUCUCCAAGACCCCCGAGGGGCGCUACAGUGGGGGCGCUGACCUUCACCCCCACAUGCCGUCCCUCCCCCACUCCCACCCUGAUGCAGACAAGACCCUGUACGAGCUCACAGAGGCAGAGGAGAGAUACACCGAGGAGAGAUACCCAAUUACCUACCGGCCCCAGACCCCUUCACCAAUCAGUACUGUCAGCCAGCACCUGCAUAGGGCGGGACUAAGGGAGGAGCCGCUUGUGAUGGGUGUACCGACCUCCCUGACCGGGGGUUCUGUCGGCGGGGGUGAUGUGUUUGACAGUUCUCUGAUGGAUCAGAUCAGCUGCGUGGUCAAUCGUUUCACUGCCAACAUCAGCGAACUCAACAGCAUGAUGCUCUCCCCGUCUCCCACACACUCACACACAUACUCUCACACACACACCCUGACGCCCUCCCACCCUGCAGACCCCUUCCUCCUCCCCCGGGAGAUCCCCCUCCCCCUCACCAUGACCACAUACGCUGACGUCCAGCCCCUUCCCCUUGUCGAGUCCUACGUAGGUGGACACGCCAGCCUCACUCACCCCCUGCCUCACCCUCGCCUCCUAACUCACCCUCAGGCCUCCCACUCUCCGGUGCGACACCUCACUGUGGGAGUGGAGUCCCCUCUAAGGAGGGCAGAGCUGGAGGAGGAGCUAAUGAAUUUGACCCCGCCCUCACCCUUCCGUGAUUCGCUGGGGUCAGGAAGUGGCUCCCCGGUCUCAGAGUCCACCCUGUGUCUUCCCCCGCCCUCGUCCCCUCCGCCCAAAUACGAAAUGCUGACCCUGAGAAACUACAGCCAGAGCUCUUCCUCACUGUGAGAGAGAGAUGAGAGGCGAUGAGGAGGAGAGUGGAAGGACAGAGAAGGAGAGGGACCCUGGAAAAAACAGUCUCUUGGGGAGAUAAUGGUGAUGGCUACCUUGUGAUAGUGGGAGGAGAGGAUGAGAGGAAGAGACGAGGAGAGGAGGAGAGGUGGAGAGGUGUAGAGGUGGAGAGGAUGAGAGGAAGAGAGGACGAGAUGAGGAGAUGAGGAGAGGAGGAGAGGAUGAGAGGAAGAGAGGACGAGAUGAGGAGAUGAGGAGAGGAGGAGAGGAUGAGAGGAAGAGAGGAGGAGAGGACGAGAAGAGGAGAGGAGGAGAGGACCCGAGGAGAUUGACCAGUCCCUUAGAGAGAUGAAAGCCUUGUACUGGCUAGGAGGGACAGGAACAGGACACAUCAUCGUGUGAUGUCAUUGGACGGUGACCUGCAGUGUUUGUGUUUACAUGUGUUCAGUGAGCAGCGAGGUAUAACGUGAUGAUUGUAUUUUUUUGUUGUUGAUAUUCCGGGGUGAGAACAAGGACUACAAAAAUACUUCUAGUGUUUUGGUGUUCAAACGUAUGGCCAGAAGUCUCUCCAUAGAGGUGUGUUUGGUCAUUGUUUUGGUAGUGGCCUUAAACUAAAAUGGCUGUCAACUAAUUAGAGAUGUUUAUUGUGGGCAGCAUGGAGGUAGGGACACAUGUGGACCUACUGAGUGUUAAAGACACUAACCUCACAGGACUAACCAGCUGCUGCCAUGGACACACAUGGAGUAACCAUAAGGGCUGGGCAGAGCAACUAUGGCCACUGGCACACCAACACACACACGCACGCACAACUGCACACCUCCACACACACACACAUAAACACUUGCAUAUUGGCUGUUGUAGGGGAAAGUGUAAAUACAAAAAUAUCUUGGAUGGUAUCUUAAUAGCAGAUGAUUCUGUUUAUAUAUACCAUGUAUAGUAUGAAAACCUCCAGUGGGGUUCGGACUUCUCUCUCGCUGUAUAGUCUGAUCUGAGUACAGUGUGUGUUUAAUCUUUCUAUUGAUUUAACAGAGACCUUGCUGUUCACAUUCACACAGACUAACUAUCGCCUCAGGGUCCGGAGCAGUAUUCUCUCUCUCCCUGUCUCUAACUCUCUCUCUCUCCCUGUCUCUAACUCUCUCUCUCUCUCCCUGUCUCUAAAUCUCUCUCUCUCUCUCUCUCUCUCUGUCUCUGUCUCUGUCUCUGUCUCUGUCUCUGUCUCUGUCUCUCUCUCUCUCCCUGUCUCUCUCUCUGUCUCCCUGUCUCUCUCUCUGUCUCCCUGUCUCU
Oncorhynchus keta (chum salmon) is the source of this 4224-nucleotide messenger RNA. Its product is annotated as metabotropic glutamate receptor 5-like. The coding region runs from base 1 to 2937 and encodes 978 amino acids. Gene Ontology annotation, biological process: trans-synaptic signaling by endocannabinoid, modulating synaptic transmission; G protein-coupled glutamate receptor signaling pathway; regulation of synaptic transmission, glutamatergic. Gene Ontology annotation, molecular function: adenylate cyclase inhibiting G protein-coupled glutamate receptor activity; G protein-coupled receptor activity involved in regulation of postsynaptic membrane potential. Gene Ontology annotation, cellular component: postsynaptic density membrane. Lineage: Eukaryota; Metazoa; Chordata; Actinopteri; Salmoniformes; Salmonidae. The record is from RefSeq and is a predicted model, not a curated record. The transcript is spliced from 14 exons.